AUGCCAACUGGUGCCUGCCGCCGCCCAGUGCCUGCUUUUGCCCAGUAUCUGCCGCUGCCAGGUGCCUGCCGCCGCCUGGAACCUGCUACCACCCGUUGUUUGUCGCUGCCUGGUGCCUGCUACUGCCCAGUGCCUGCCGCCACCUGGUGCCUGCCGCUGCCCCGUGCUUGUCGCUGCCUUGGCCCUGCUACCACCCGUUGCCUCGCAAUGAACCGUGUCUGCCGCCGCCCGGUGGAUGCCACCACCUGGUGCCUUCUGCAGCCUAGUGCCUGUCGCUGCCUGGAGCCUGCUAAAACCCGGUGCCUGGUGCUGCCCCGUGCCUGCAGCCGCCAGGUGCCUGCCGCCACCUGGUGCUUCCCGCUGUCCAGUACCUGCCACCACCCAGUGCCUGCCGCCGCCCUGUGCCUGCCGCCACCUGGUGCUUGCCACCGCCCAGUGCCUGCCACUGCCCAAUGCCUGCCGCCACCUGGUGCCUGCCGCUGCGCAGUGCCAGUCGCUGCCUUGUGCCUGCUACCACCCGGUGCCUGGCGCUGCCCCGUGCCUGCCACCACAAUGGUGCCUGCCACCACAUGGUGCCUGACGCUGCCCAGUACCUGUCACUGCCUGGUGCCUGCUACCACCUGGUGCCUGGCGCUGCCCUGUGCCAGCUUCCACCUAGUGCCUGCCGCCACCUGGUGCUUCCCGCUGACCAGUACCUGCCACCACCCAGCGCCUGCCGCCGCCCGGUGCCUGCCGCCACCUAGUGCCUGCCACCGCCCAGUGCCUGCCACCGCCCAAUGCCUGCCACCGCCUGGUGCCUGCCACUGCGCAGUGCCAUGCCUGCCGCCACCAGGCGCCUGCCGCUGCCCAGUACCUGUCACUGCCUGGUGCCUGCUACCACCUGUUGCCUGGCGCUGCCCCGUGCCUGCCUCCACCUGGUGCCUGCUGCCACCUGGUGCCUGCCGCUGCCCAGUGCCUGUCGCUACCUGGUGCCUGCCGCUGCCCAGUGCCUGUCGCUACCUGGUGCCUGCUACCACCCAGUACCUGGCGUUGCCCUGUGCCUGCCACCACCCAGUGCCUGCCACCUCCCAGUGCCUGCCGGCACCUUGUGCCUCCUGCUGCCCAGUGCCUGUCACUGCAUUGUGCCUCUGCUACGAGCUGGUGCCUGGCACUACCCUGUGCAUGACCCACCUGUUGCCUAAUGCCAACUGGUGCCUGCCGCCGCCCAGUGCCUGCUGCCGUCCAGUAUCUGCCGCUGCCAGGUGCCUGCCGCCGCCUGGAGCCUGCUACCACCCAUUGUUUGUCGCUGCCUGGUGCCUGCUACUGCCCAGUGCCUGCCGCCACCUGGUGCCUGCCGCUGCCCCGUGCUUGUCGCUGCCUUGGGCCUGCUACCACCCGGUGCCUCGCAAUGAACCGUGGCUGCUGCCUCCCGUGCCUGUUGCUGCCUGUUUCCUCCUACCACCCGGUGCCUGGCGCUGCCCCGCACCUGCCGCAGCCCAGUGCCAGCCACCACCUGAUGCCUGCCGCCACGCAGUGCCUUCCAGCGCCCAGUACCUGCCGCCACCUGGUGCCUGCCGCUGCCCAGUUCCUGCCACCGUUGCCUUCCGCCACCUUCUGAGUGCUGCUGCCUAG
Messenger RNA from Schistocerca americana (American grasshopper), 1611 nucleotides. RefSeq names its product extensin-like. NCBI's taxonomy places the organism in Eukaryota, Metazoa, Arthropoda, Insecta, Orthoptera, Acrididae. The record is from RefSeq and is a predicted model, not a curated record. Bases 1 to 1611 code for a protein of 536 amino acids. The transcript is spliced from 3 exons.